ACUACUUCUACUACUACUACUACUACUACUACUACUACUACUACUACUACUACUACUACUACUUGUGUGUCUGUUAUGUUUUCUGUUUUUUUUUUGUAUGUAUUUUCUUCGUAACUGAAAGCAAAACAUGUUAGAAUUUUUUGUAUAAAGUUGCCAAAGAUAAGGAAAAAAAACCCAAUAAAAAUCCCUAACAAAACAAAGAUUAAAAAAGUAAAAAAGAAAAGGCAGCCAAAAUGAUUACAAAAACAACCGUGCACCAACAACAACAACAUCAACAACAGUUUCUUCAAUUAUAACAAAAAACGUUGCCAAUUUCGAAUUACUUUCGGGAAUAUAAAGAUACAUUAUUAUUAUUAUUAAUAUUUUUAUUAUUAUUUUAUUAUUAUUAAAGGGAUUAAAAGUAACCCUGACACGAACACUGACCAAAGGAUUUACCCUGAAUUCAUCAUAGUUACGGAUUACUACACGUGUGGAUUUUGGUUUUAAUCAUCGCUCGAAUCUUGGAAUACAUUGCUUGGAUUAUUUAAAUGACACCAAUUAUCUAAUACGGAUUUCAAAAUACGCGCAUCUACGUUCAUACAUAAGUACAAAUGUAUGUGAUCUAACACAUCGCACACACGCACACACACACACAUUCACGGACACACGCUGACACAGUCACAGAGGUAACAACACACACACACACACAUAUGUUUGUAUAUAUAACCAUAAAUAUGUAUGAUGUUUAUCAUUUUAUAAUUUUUCAAUAAGGUGCUAGUUGAGAAGUAAGUACCUAAGCUUCUAGUUUAUAUUUAUUCAAUUUUUCUUUCUUCUAAGUAUUCACCUGUAUACUUAAAAUGUUCUUAUAGUUAACAGGUAACUCACGCGACUGUGAGGGCAGAAUCGGUAGUAUUGGGUAUUUUAACUCGAAUUUAACACUACAACAACUACAAGUAAUAAUCACAAUAAAACAAAAAAAGGGUAACAGCAACAAUGUUUGAAGCGAACAGAUAAGUUAGAAUUACUGUCUCAAUUGAUAUUGUUGUAAAAUAGUUUAUGUUAAAAAAUCUUCUCGUAUAUGAGGCUUCUUCUACAAAGUAUUCAGAUAGACUUCAGGGGUUUCCUUAAGAUAUAAAGGUGGUUUUAGAACACAUAUACACACAUACAGACACUGUGUGGUGUAUAUAUAUAUAUUUAUAUAUAUCUUUUGUAAUUUUCAGUAAAAUUAUAUUUUACUUUUCGAUUAUUUAAAAGAUUAAAAAUUGUUAAAUAUUAGAAAUGGUUAUAAAUAAGAUUAGGCAGGUAGCAUGGUACCUAAUUUAAUUUAGAUAUGUGUGCAACAAUAAUUAAAUAUAAGUGUAAUUAAAAAUUAUUUUACAUUUAAAAUUGCUUUCCGUUAUAUAACGUGCAGGUGUACGUUUUAAUACAUAUGUUUAAUUACUCAGUAACAGUACCAUAGCAAGUUAAAGAUGUAUAUAUGAUAAUGUACAAUUGUAUGUUAUAUACAUACAUGCAUACAUCUAUGCAUACUUAGAUAUCUAUAUAGAAGUAGAAAUGCUACCAUGUACUUAGAACAGAAAUCUAGUUAUAAUAUUCUUCGUAUGUUAUAAUAAAUUAUCAUCACAGCUAGAUCAAAUUACCUAUAUUAAGGGCAGAUUUUACUAAAAUUUUCUUUGCAGACAAACAACAACAAAAGCACACGUCUAGAAACUUGGUUCAGUUUUGAAAGAAUGAAAGCUUUAGAAAGUCAGAAUGGACAGGGAAUAUUUCUAUUGUUAAAUUGAAAACUGAAAAUCUGUAAUAUUUCCUUCAUUGGUUCAACAAUACUAAACAUGUCCCCUAAUGACUGUUUGAUCUCAUAAAUCCUCAGAUAAUGGUGUAUGGUAAAAUAGAAAUGAAAAUAAUCAUUAAAACAGAACCACUGAAAUCUAAUUUUAUGUUAAAGAAAGGUAUAUGAAAAUAUAAAAAGCAAAAUAAAAAAAACAACAUUCAGUACAAGAAAAGAAAGGGAAAAAGAAAUAGAUAUUUGUAUAUCUUUAGGUAAAUUCUCAGACACAAUUUCUAUAAGCAAAUCGAUGAAACCAUAUGCAAGAAAAAAUCUAUUAUUCUUGAAGUUAGUAGACAUAAGGCUGGAACGAACGGUAACCAUGUUAAAUAAAUACAAAACUUGACGAAUGCUUACAAAUUAGAGGAAUUUAUUAAGACAAUUGUGAGCCUAAAUAACUAAAAUAUGAACUAAGGUGGAAAUGGACAUACAAACAAACUAAAAGCUUAAUAUGUAUGGGGAACAUAAGGGUUUUGAUCAGUUGAGCGUUGUACGGCUUCGUUCAUAAUGCGGCCCCUGCUGUCCCAAAUCGCUGUUUUCGUCUCCUUAGUCAUGCCUCUGGUGUGGAUUAUAAUUCUUCCUGGGGUCAACACACAACACAACCGCACGAUCGCAGCCCUAUUUGACAAGGCUCAGUACUCCCUGCUCUCACGUAUCUUCACUAAAGCUAUUACAGAAUUGCGAAACAACAGUACACAAACCCGGUUUCAAGGCUACAAAGUUAAAGCAUCGACCAACUUCUACGAUGUAAUCAACGAGAUAUGUCGUGCCAUUAAACACGGGAAUGUGGAAUCAUUUAUUGUAGUGGGUAAAAGCCCGACAAUUCACGCCGUUAAUAUUGUGGCGGAGGCCUUGUCAAUACCAGUGCUUGGCUACAUGCUCGGAGAAGAUACACUAAAGAUUGGUAAUAUGAUGUACCUCAACUUGAAACCAAAUAAUGCCCAAUUGGCAAAAGGCAUAAUAGCCUUCCUGGAAAAUUACGAUACAGUACAUACGUUUAGUCUCAUUUCACAAGAGGAACUAAUUGGCGAUGGUUUUACUAGUGAAAUAACCAAACUGAUUCAGGCACACAAAUGGAUAUUAGAAGAAAGUAUAAAAAUCUCGGAAACUGAUACGGACGAAAUAAUUAAUGUUAAGCUUCGUCAAUUACGCGACAACAAGGCCCGUAUCAAUAUACUUCAUUGUAGCAAUAAUUUAAUUACCAGAAUCUUUAAACAGGUAUAUUCAAUUGGAUUAAAAGACCGGGAUUAUGCCUGGCUACUGACUGAACAUGAUUAUAUACGAUCAACAGAACGAUAUCACUCUUUCCCGAUUGGAUCGCUUUCUUUUUCGUUGAGCGUCACUAUAAACCAAGAACAUAUAGUCAGUGACGUUGUUAAUCUUAUAAGCCAGGCCAUGUCUCAUAUUAAGCAUCUACCGUUUGGUAGUAAGCGUGAAUGUUCAAAAAUUGCAAACUCUAAACAAAUAGCUCGGGGUAAAGCACUAUACAAAUCGAUUCUUAAAGCUUCCGGUGCCAGCCCAUUCCUUGGACCAUUAUUUUUUGACAGUGAUGGCCAUAUACAGAUAUCGAAUUUUAUAAUCAAAAACCUAAUACACGAUGGAGAAAAAGUGACAUGGAGAGAGAUAGGCUAUAUUCGCAAUGGUGAUGUCAGGAUUCGUGAGCCUAUAUGGCCCAUUGACCAUAUUCUACCAACAUCUGUGAACGGACGUACGCGUUAUCGGAUUGUUACGAACCCUGUUAAACCUUUUGUAAUGGAAGAGGCUCCUCAUAAGGAUUACAACGAAUGUAUGUCAGAUACACCGUGUUUGAAACUAUCCUCAAAGGAUAAAGAACGGACUAUAGAAGCUCUUCGAGACUUCGAAGCUGGUGUGUUAAAUCAGAGUAACCCUUGGGAAAUACGUUGUUGUCGAGGGUUAUCCAUUGACUUAUUAAAUAAGUUGUCUAUCGACUUAGAUUUCGACUUUACAUUAUUUCUCGUUUUUGAUAAAUCCUAUGGAGCCUACAGUAACGGAUCGUGGAAUGGUAUGAUUGAAGAUCUCCUCGAGAGCACAGCACAUAUUGCCAUGGCAGCCUUUAGCAUCACCAAGUCACGUGUCAAAGCUAUUGAUUUUACGGAUCCUUAUUUUUUCUCAGGGUUUUCUAUCCUAGUUGCUGAUCGUGUCAGGGAUCCACAUAUGCAAGCAUUUUUGGAACCUUUUUCCAUAGGUGUAUGGUUUGCGAUUUUUAUCAGCGCCACAGUCACUGCCGUUGCAAUGGCCUUGUUUGAGUGGAACAGUCCAUUUGGACUAAAUCCAUGGGGACGAAAACGAAAGUCAAACUAUACAAUGGCUUCCGGAUUAAACAUGGUAUAUUCUGUAUUAUUUGGUCAUACAGUCAGCACCAAAUCCCCGAAAGCAUGGCCAAGUAAAGUCAUGCAAAAUUUCUGGGCAUUUGCUGCAAUAUUUAUUAUAGCAAGCUAUACUGCCAAUCUUGCUGCCUUCAUAGCCGGGAAAAAUAAUGGAGUCGGAUAUAAUGGAAUCUAUGACAGCAGAUUACUGGACGCAAGAGUAGGUGUCCUUGGCGGAAGUGCAGUAGAAGCCUUCAUUAAUCGUAUUCACCGGCCGAUUUUCCAUGCAUCACAAAAUUAUUUAGUUAAUUCAUCUGAUACUGGUAUCCGAAUGUUAAUAGACGGCAAGUUAGACGCAUAUCUCGGAGAUUAUCCUAUAUUGGAUUAUGCACGCGCGAAACUAGAUCCAAAUUGUCAACUAAAACUUGUCGGGCAGACAUAUGGGGAAGAUGGUUACGGAAUAGGGCUACCAAAAAAUUCCACUAUACGUAUUCCUUUAUCUGAAAAAAUUUUGGACUAUCACCAAAGUGGCUUCAUUGAAGAUUUGAUAGAGGUGCACUUUGCAGACGCCCAGUGCUAUCAACAACGUAUGACACAAGAGGAAUCACAGCUCGAAGUACAACAUCAUGCUGGACUUUUUGUUCUUCUUACUGUCGGUAUUUUAUUGGGAAUUAUUGUAUUGUUGCUGGAACACGCCGCAUUUAAGGUUCUUGUUCCUUAUUUUCGAGCAACGCCUGGAAACAGCUGUUGGCGGAGUUCACACGUAAUGUUCCUCAGUCAGAGAUUACAUCGGAUUAUAACAAGCGCUGAAUUGGUUUCUCCUCAAGAUUCUGCCAAAGAAAUGAUCAGUAUUGUAAAAAAUAAGGAAUUUACACGUCUUUUUCAAAAGAGCACCAUAAGAAAAAAUAAACUAGCUGAUAUGGCAAAAACAAAAAGAUUAAACAGAAAUUUUUGUGAUGUUGUAGCAAAAGCAAAAUGGCGUUCCAGUUCCAGGAUGCAAGAUUUGAAAGAUAACAAUUUGAUUGAUGAUUCCAGUACAGCAGCUCCAGAAAUCAUCGAAAUACCAUUGAGAGACUUAUGCACAAAUAUUGACCUUGAAGCUCUUCGCAAACAAAAUGAACCUGUUGAUGGUGAUGAUGAUUGGCCAUUAACAUGGCAAGAAGACUGGCUAUUAUCUGAACAUGAUGAAACUGUACCAUUAAAUGCUGACAACAGUUCAUCACAACCACAAAUCUGUCAGAGUGACUGCUCACUGUUAUUAGACAGCCCCGCAAAAAGGGGUCCCAAUACACCAAGUAAAACUUCUUUGGUGGAUUCAGAAACUUAUAGCAUGGGUGAAGUAAACUCGGCAAUUGUAUCGGACGAAUGCAACAUUGACUUUAAUCUCGAUGUAGAAGAAGACCAGCAAAGUGACAGGACUUUAGUAUGCCCAAGGCAAUCGAGUCCACGAGUUCGCUUUGCUGAUAAUAUUAUCAAUGGUCGUUUAUCAUGCAGUGAUUUAUCGUGCAUGCCAGGGGAGGUCCCCAACAAUGUCUACGAUAGCAAGUAUUGCAAACGGAAGUCGAGCUGGUGCGAGGACCGCAAUAAUAUCCUCGCUUCGGUUGGCUCAAAGAACACAAGAGUUCUGCCAAUGAAAAAUAACAAAUUUAAAUCUCUCAUCUGGAAGCGGCCCUCGUUGCAGGAUCAACUUCUGCCCUCAAUGCAAGCAGGUUUCUGCGUAGAAAAUAUUACAAAAGAAGAAUUAUUGGUGAUGUGGAAGACAUCAGAAAUUGAGUUGACAAAGCGUUUGGAAAAAGCAUUAAAAGAAAAAGCAAAACUAGAAGAAAAACUUGCUGAUUUAGAAUUUGGUUCUCUUGUUUAACAAAAA
Messenger RNA from Octopus sinensis (East Asian common octopus), 5998 nucleotides. RefSeq names its product glutamate receptor ionotropic, NMDA 3A-like. Gene Ontology annotation, biological process: ionotropic glutamate receptor signaling pathway; synaptic transmission, glutamatergic; modulation of chemical synaptic transmission. Gene Ontology annotation, cellular component: plasma membrane; postsynaptic membrane. Gene Ontology annotation, molecular function: NMDA glutamate receptor activity; transmitter-gated monoatomic ion channel activity involved in regulation of postsynaptic membrane potential. Bases 2312 to 5992 code for a protein of 1226 amino acids. The transcript is spliced from 11 exons. The record is from RefSeq and is a predicted model, not a curated record. NCBI's taxonomy places the organism in Eukaryota, Metazoa, Mollusca, Cephalopoda, Octopoda, Octopodidae.